Molecule: messenger RNA, 1862 nt
Organism: Ruditapes philippinarum (Manila clam)
Lineage: Eukaryota; Metazoa; Mollusca; Bivalvia; Venerida; Veneridae
Product: protein CA_C1420-like
Exons: 6
Coding region: 69-1001 (310 amino acids)
Molecular function (GO): oxidoreductase activity; ferrous iron binding
Source: RefSeq, a predicted model, not a curated record
AUGACCUUUGACUUGCUGUAUGAUAACAGGAAAAAAACAACUCUUUGUUAAUAUCAGUGAAAGUAACAAUGGAGUAUUAUUUCAAAAGUUUAAUUAUUAUUCUAUUAAAUGUUCAUUUGUACGGGUAUACAAAUGGUAAAGUUGUGGGCGGAUUUGUUUUGCCGCAUGGUGGAGUAGCACUUGAUCCACGGAACUUCAACACGAAAAACCAAACGGAGAGAAAUGAAGCCAAGACGUUACAUGAAGCCUGUCUGAAAGUUGGCAGAGAUGUUCGGAACAUCAAUCCGGAUGUGAUAUUUCUAAGUACACCGCACGGAUUAUCAGAUUAUCGAAAUUUCUUGUUAUAUAGCAAUGAUGUUGGUUCGGGAUAUGGAGAUGUUGAUGAUUGUUUGAUCUUGCCAUGCCGUUACAACCUCAGUGUACAAUUAGAAGCACAAAUAGCUUCCGCAAUAUUCCAAAGGUUUGGAUACGAAAGAAACGUGUCAUUGUUAUCAGCCUUUGGACCGGAAGGGAACGAUAAUUCCAUUCCAUUACGAUGGGGCGAGGUUAUCCCACUUCUUUUGUCGGGAAAUUCAUCUACAACCAAAAUCGUGAUUUUGUCCCAACCAACAAGGAGAUACUCAGACAGUGUAAAGAUGAUACCGGAACUACUUCAGUUAGGUGAUGACUUUUUCAAAUUGCUCGAGGAGUCCCCACAGAGAAUUGCUGUUAUAAUAAGCGCUGACCUAGCACACACUCACAAAGCUGAUGGACCAUACGGAUAUUCCAAUACAUCACAACCUUUCGACAAUGCUAUUGGCAAUUGGGCUCGCACUUUGAAUUAUAACUUUCUCGUGGAGGCCGGCACACUUGUUGAUCGGGCUCUUUCUUGUGGAUACACCGGUCUAGUUAUGCUUCAUGGAAUGUUAGCACACGCGGGUGUAACAUCAUGGAAGUCACAAGUCUACGCGAAUCUUCAUCCAAGCUACUAUGGAAUGAUGGCUGCAAGUUUUUCUCGCUAGAGAAAAUUUGGUUUAUAUCCUUGCUGUUUUAACAACCUAAGAGGAUAAAACAAUUCUUCUGGAGGUGGCAAGGCUUCCCAUGACGUCCAAAACCAACCUGAAAUACAAAAUUACGAUGUAUAUUGAUUAAUUUAUUGAUUGUCAAACUUGCUUUGAUUUUCAAGGCUACUUAAAAUAUACCUUCUUGGUGAUUUUAACUGGCUAUAAAAGACAAAGACACACAUGACGUAUUCUAAACUUUCAUUCUUCUAAACUUUCAGUUUUUAAUAUUUACAAUUAUUUGACCAUAUUUACAUUCAUCUGAUCCAACAAUUUCAUCGCAUGUAUUUUUUCAGCUUAAUUAAAAUAUAGAAACGUUUAAUUAGAUUAAAUUUGUAAGUGACCUUCAUUUUUUUCUGGUUCUGUAUUUUCUGGUUCGGCUUUAUAUGUUACGUCGACUUCGCCGGACAUAUACAACUCUAAAUAAUGAUAGUCAUUAUCUAGGUCAACCCCAUUCUCUACAGUACAGAAACGAACAUUUGUUAAACGGAGGCCUGUUUCUUCGAGAGUUUCUCUACUGGCACAAUCCUCCCAAGAUUCUCUGAAAUGUGAAUUACAUUAGACAUUCACAAGUAAUUCAAAUAUUCUGCAGAAUUUAAAAAAGUUUUAGACCUUACGUCGAAAAUGUCAUAAAAGUAUGUGUAAGCCACAUUUUUCAAGAAAGUAUUGGUAUGCAUAUUUGUAAGUAAAUGUUUCACACUUUUUAUUGUGUAAAACUUAUUCCAUUAUUAGGAGCGCUAUUGUAUACUUCUCGUUUUAAAUUGUGACAAAAUAUAUUUUAAUAAUUCAUAGGGUUUUGAUUAAACGAUCAAAUUAAUUGGA